AUGUACAUAAAAAUCUUUUCAGUUACUGCAGUACCAACAAUGAAUGAUUUAAAAUUGUUAUGGACACUUUUAUGCGUUUUUUCAUUAAUUUAUGCAUCCUCAUCCAUCGGCAGUUCUCCAACCAUUUCAAAAUAUCAUAACAAUAUACACAACUCAAUUCCUGUAACAAAUACUGCAGAACGACCAUCCGAGUUUCAUAAUGUACAUCCAACACACUCCGAGUUUCAUGAAAAUUCUCUCCGAGAUUAUUUUGUAUGGCUCACCGAUGUGCAUUAUGAUCCCUUGUAUGAUGAUUCUGUUCCGGCCAAGAAUUUCUGUCGGCCUCUUAUUCACCAUAAUGAAGUAGCAACAAAAACUUCUUCUUUCAGUAGCAACCCCACAAGAAUUUCACGGAGUUCUCAACAAUGGCACGCUCAAUCCAUUCAUCCAUCCAAACACGAUUUAUUCAUCAUUGAACAAAUUGAAAAAGAAUUUCAUGAAAUGAGGCGAAUGGAAGAGAAGGAACAAGCCUUUCGCUAUUUGGAAGAAAAACGAAAAAAACUUGAGCAACUGAUCAAUGAUGGAAGAAUGAGACAACGAUUAUUGCAGUCUCCAAUCAUGUAUCCUCAACAAAAAACAAAAUUUGGAAAAUAUGGAUGUGAUGCUCCAGUGUCGUUGGUUCAAUCGACCUUUCAAAAAAUUGGACAAGUUAUUAAGGAAGAACAUGCAAAAGAUCCUGAUUUUAUUAUCAUGACUGGAGAUUAUAACGCACAUCAUUUAAAAGAUGCACAACAAGCACUGUUAAAUAUGAGAGAUGUCACACGAAUGAUGCAACAAGAAAUUGGUCGUUCUGUUCAGAAUAUUAAGAAAAUUCCAUUAUUGCCUUGCAUUGGAAACAAUGAUUUAUUUCCAGAUUAUUAUUUGCCAUUUAUUGAGGAUCCAGAUAAUGGUACACUUGCUCUCAAAUGGUACGACCAGUUGUGGAAUGAACCUGUGGGAUGGAGUCAAUUAUUUGGCCUCAAUGAAACUUAUCAACGAGAGACAUUCCUCCGAGGAGGAUAUUACAAAUACGAAUUGAACAAGUUUUCAAAUGGUAAACCAAGCAAAAUUAUCAUUCUCGUAUUGAAUUCCAUGCUAUAUUCAAAGAAUCGAUGGCCAGAAAUGAAAAACGGCCAAAUGCCAUCCGAUCCUUCAGGCCAAUUCAAAUGGAUCCAAACCGAAUUACUCAAUGUGAAAAAUCAAAACGAUCAAGGCGUUGAAAUCUCUGUCAUUAUAGCGACUCAUAUCCCUGCUGCUCAAAAUUCAUACGACGACAAAGAGUUAUGGGAAGAGGAAUAUUUGGAAAAAUUCAAAAAUUUAAUUCAACCCUUUAGCAAGUAUAUUCGAACAAUAUUAUAUGGUCACUUGCAUAAGGACGAAUUUCGUUUACUCGUGUCCAAUCAACAGAAAGAUGUAACCAACACGAGAAAGAAUUCACACAACAACGACCCUGUAGAUAUUUAUGGAAUGAUUGGACUCUCUGUUUCUCCUGUUUUUUCAAACAAUGUCGGCUUUCGAGUGUUAUAUUACGAUCAACAUGCAACCAUUCAAGACUAUGAUCAGUACUUUAUGGAUCUCUAUUCAAGUAAUCAGUUGAAUCAAGCACUCUGGAACAAGGAAUAUUCCUUUUCAACUGCCUAUCCAAAAGUAUUUGAGAAUGAACAAUGUAUCAAUCCCAAGACGAUUUCAACGUUAUUGAAAACACUUAAAAAUCCAAUGCUCACACCUGAUGAGAAUAACACAAUGAUGACCUCCUUGAUGAAAUACUUGAGUUAUUACACUGGCAUGUAUAUUAAGGAUCGUUACAAAUUUUAUUGUGAAUUCGAUCAUGCAGAUGAAGCUUCAUUUUUGCAAUGCAUUAAUAACGGAACAGAUAGUGGAUCAUCCUAA
Molecule: messenger RNA, 1908 nt
Organism: Naegleria lovaniensis
Lineage: Eukaryota; Heterolobosea; Eutetramitea; Acrasida; Naegleriidae
Exons: 1
Coding region: 1-1908 (635 amino acids)
Molecular function (GO): hydrolase activity
Source: RefSeq, a predicted model, not a curated record